UAAUUUAAGUCCUUUUAAUUAUUCACACCCAUCAUUGUUUCAACAGUAUAAAAUUAUAAUGGGCUAAUUCAUAUUGUUAUCCUAAUUUAAAAUAUAAUGGUUUAUUAAUUAGAUGAUAAUGUACUUACUAUUAAACUUUAAUCUCUCUUGUAAAUAUUUAAGUAAAAUUAGAAUUGUUUAAUUGUAUAUUUAAUUUCCAAUUUUUCAAUAUUUUUACUUAUCAACAUUUAAAUUAAAUAAUUCUACAGAUUUUAUUUUUUAUUUUCCUAAUUAUAUAAAAUGUCUAACUAUCUAACGGGAGGACGUGUCAAUGUAGGACAGUUACAAGAAAGUGCAGCAAAAGAAUUAAUACAGCUAUUAGAUAAAUGUGAUGGUCCAAAAGUUAUAAUAUUGGAUGAGGGUCUCACAAGACCUAUUGGAUUAAUUGCGACUUACAGUUUGUUAAGAGAACAUGAUGUUAAAGAAGUUUUUAUUCUUAAUAGUGGAAAACUUGGAAGCUUUCGUGAAAAUGUAAAGAGUAUUAUUUUUAUAACAAGACCAUUUCUAACCCACAUGGACCUGAUUAGUGAAAAUAUUCAUAAAGAAACACAAGAAAAUCUGAAACAUAGAGAAUACUAUUUAUUUUUUGUUCCAACUCGUAGUUUAUUGUGUGAAAAACGUUUGGAAAGGAAAGGUGUUUUUGGUAAUUUUGUAUCUAUUGAAGAAUUUUGUUGUUUUUUAUUUCCUAUGGAAAAUGAUCUUAUGUCUAUGGAAAUGAAUGAUUGUUUUAAGGAACUAUCAAUUGAAAAAGAUCCUACUUGUUUGUAUCGAGUAGCACAGGCCAUUGUAAUGCUAGAAGAUAUUUAUGGACGAAUAGGUCAUAUAACUGGUAAAGGUCAAAUAGUGAAAAAUGUGUGGGAUUUGGUAUCUAAGAUUUCUUUAGAACCUCGCAAACCUAACUCUAAAGCUAACCGAAAUUAUAAAACAAUUGACCAUAUUGUAUUAUUGGAUAGAUCAAUAGAUUUAUUAACACCAAUGGCAACUCAGUUAACAUUUGAAGGUCUUAUUGAUGAACUAUUUGGAAUUGAUUGCUGUACUGUUGAAUUACCUGCUGAAAAAUUUGUAUCUGAUGAAGAAAAUAAAAAUGUACUGUCUUUAAGAAAAAUUGUUUUGAACUCCAGUGAUGAAAUAUUUGCUGAGACUAGAAAUAAACACUUUAAUGCAGUUUUAAUGAAUUUAAGUAAAAGAGCAAAAAUUAUUACAUCAGAAUAUGAUGAAAAAAGAAAUGGAAAAACUGUUCAAGAGAUGAAACAAUUAGUAUCCAAGUUACCUUAUAUGUUAACAUUAAAAAAGCAACUUUCAACAUAUACUACUAUAGCUGGGUUGAUUAAAGAAUUAACAGAUAAAAAGAGUUUCCGUCAAUUGAUAAAUUUACAACAAGAACUUAUAUUAGGAAUUGAUACUGAUAAAGUAUUACCUCAAAUAGAAGAUUUAAUAUCCAAUAAACAUGAUAUUAUUAUGGUAUUACGUUUAAUUUGUAUGCAGUCUGCUGUUAAUUCUGGACUAAAACAAAAAGUGAUGGAUUAUUAUAAACGUGAAAUUAUUCAGACUUAUGGUUUUGAAUAUUUAGUAAUGAUUACUUAUUUAGAAACAUGUGGCCUUUUAAAAAUACAAUCUAACUCAAGGAGUUAUGGAGUUUGUCGACGAUUAUUGAAAUUGGAUGUAUAUGAAAUGAGUGAAGUUGAACCAGAUGAUAUAAAUUAUGUAUAUGGUAUUUACGCUCCACUUAGUGUAAGAUUAAUUCAACAUAUGACAAAAUUUGAUAGUAAAAUAUUGUCAGAUAUUUUACCAAUUUUACCUGGACCCAGUGUUGAACAUGUUUGCACAGAUGUUAAUCAAACGUCAAAUAUGAACUUUUUGGUUGAUUCACCUAAAGUUGUACUAGUUUUUUUUAUUGGAGGCUGUACUUUUGCUGAAAUAUCAGCUCUUCGAUUUUUAAGUACACUGGAAGAUUCUACUGUGGAUUAUGUUAUUGCUACAACCAAUAUUAUUAAUGGUAACAAUUUUCUCAAGUCACUAUUAAUUCCAGAGAUCAGUAAAAAUUAUAAAAGCAAUUAAAUUAAUUUAUCUUAAGAUUACAGUUAUUCAAAAGUUUUACUACUAAUUAAUAGUCAGAGAGAAAUUUUGUAAAACUCCUCAAAUAUUAACUAGACUUCAUUAAAUAUAUUAAGUAUGAUUGUUUAUUUCUAGUUAUUCAUUGUAUAAUAUCUAUUAAAUAAAAUUUUUACAUGGAUA
Messenger RNA from Daktulosphaira vitifoliae (grape phylloxera), 2274 nucleotides. RefSeq names its product vacuolar protein sorting-associated protein 33A (gene car). The transcript is spliced from 12 exons. NCBI's taxonomy places the organism in Eukaryota, Metazoa, Arthropoda, Insecta, Hemiptera, Phylloxeridae. Bases 280 to 2097 code for a protein of 605 amino acids. Gene Ontology annotation, biological process: vesicle-mediated transport; intracellular protein transport. The record is from RefSeq and is a predicted model, not a curated record. Gene Ontology annotation, cellular component: CORVET complex; lysosome.